Molecule: messenger RNA, 554 nt
Organism: Ceratina calcarata
Lineage: Eukaryota; Metazoa; Arthropoda; Insecta; Hymenoptera; Apidae
Gene: RpLP2
Product: ribosomal protein LP2
Exons: 4
Coding region: 109-453 (114 amino acids)
Biological process (GO): cytoplasmic translational elongation
Cellular component (GO): cytosolic large ribosomal subunit; ribosome
Molecular function (GO): structural constituent of ribosome
Source: RefSeq, a predicted model, not a curated record
UUCCUAUCUUACGUAUGUAACAUUUCACGUCCUUUACGUGUACCGUCAGCCAGAGACGCACGUAUCUUUUUCAGCGUGUACCACGUUUCGUGUCGAAAGACUUAAAAAAUGCGUUACGUGGCCGCUUAUCUUCUAGCUGCUCUAGGAGGCAAAGCUUCUCCUAGUCAAAAUGACAUUGAGAAGAUUUUGUCAUCCGUCGGUAUCGAGGCAGAUGCCGAGAAACUGAAGAAAGUAAUCGGAGAACUGAAUGGAAAGACGAUGGAUGAACUUAUUGCUCAAGGCCGUGAAAAAUUAUCAUCCAUGCCAGUCGGUGGUGGAGCCGUAGCUGCAGCUGCAGACGCGGCACCAGCUGGAGCGGCAGCUCCGGCUGAAGAGAAGAAAGAAGAGAAGAAGCCUGCGAAGGAGGAGUCCGAGUCUGAAGACGAUGACAUGGGCUUUGGUCUAUUUGAUUAAAAAAUGAAUGACAACAAUUGACUUGUGUACAAUAAACCACAAACACACACACACACACGUUAUAAUGACUCCAAAUUCGAAUGAAAUUUUUAAUGUUAUAA